AUGGGACAGAAGGGAUUAAGCUGGCACAUUUCAGUGUGCAUUUUCAUGGACACCAAUGGGAAACUAAAGCAUGAGACUUUUGCCAACUUGUUCAAUUUAGUGAAACAAGACUGGUUUGCUGUGGCAUCAAUUUUAGAAAAUGUUUUGGUGAAUGUCAGGGUCAGAAUGCCAAUUAUCACUGAAGUAUUUUUAAGAUCAGAUAACGAUGGAUGUUACCACACCGGACUCCUAUGGCAGGCUAUUUAUGGGAUCAGUGAAUGGACAGAUAUUUUCAUCCGAAGAUAUGAUUAUAGUGAGGCACAUUCUGGGAAAUCGUAUUGUGACAGCAAAAUCGCGCACAUGCGACGAAAGAUGAGGAUGUAUGUUGCAUCAGGUGGAAACAUACAAAAUCCUGUAGAUAUGAGAGAUGCGAUUCAAAGUGGAAAAGGAGUAGUAGGGUGCAGAGUAGCAGUUGCUGAAAUAAAUACAGAAAAACAGCAGAUUUUUAGCCAUAAAUGGAAAGGGGUCCAAAAUAUAACGAACUUGGAGUUCAUGGCAGAGAAAGUUAUAAUUUGGAAAGCCUAUGGUAUUGGCAAUGGAAAUUCUAUUCCUAUGUCAGAGGUUAAAAAAAUGUUUUGUGAUCAAGAAGAAACAGCUUUGAUAAUAACACAUGAUUUUAAUGAUAUAAUACAAACAGGCAGUGUUACCUUACCAAAGAAAAGAGCCAACCCAGUCGAAUCAGAAGACAACGUAGAAUUAGAUCAGGAAGCCACAAGAACUGAGGAUUUAGAAAAUUUAUCUAACUCAAGUUCUUCAGUUUUUAAUUGCUCUGAAAUCGGCUGCACCAAACAAUACCAAUCCUUCUCCAAACUACAAAAUCAUAUAGAGUUUGGUCGUCAUAUUUACAAAUUGGAAAGAAAAUCAACGUAUGAUGACAUCAAAUUAAAAUGGGCAGAUGUUUGUAAAGAUGUUGAUAUCAGACUGAGAAAUUUUCCAAGAAUCAUUAAAUGA
Mytilus trossulus (common blue mussel) is the source of this 990-nucleotide messenger RNA. RefSeq lists its product as uncharacterized. Bases 1 to 990 code for a protein of 329 amino acids. The transcript is spliced from 4 exons. The record is from RefSeq and is a predicted model, not a curated record. Lineage: Eukaryota; Metazoa; Mollusca; Bivalvia; Mytilida; Mytilidae.